Molecule: messenger RNA, 6756 nt
Organism: Taeniopygia guttata (zebra finch)
Lineage: Eukaryota; Metazoa; Chordata; Aves; Passeriformes; Estrildidae
Source: RefSeq, a predicted model, not a curated record
CCCUCUUCUUUUUUUUUUUUUUUUUUUUUUUUUCCCUCCUCCCUCCCCUCCCCUGCCUUGGAUUGAGACAGAGGGGAAAGGCUUUCGGAGCACACAGUUGAUGUAAACAGACGCAGGCGUUUCGCCUUUACAGCACGAAGGCUGGGUUGUUGUUUUGAAAAUUGCACUGGAGAACCGAGGGGAUUUUUAUGAUGAUCAUCAUGCUCCUAGGUCCAUCUUUGCUCGCUCGCUCUCUCGCCGGCUGCGAGACGCUAGUGGACAUGUUAUGCUUCUGACUGAAAAGAGGUUGAAUAAGAUGAGAAAGGAGGAGAUUUAUUAAAAAAAAAAAAAAAAAAAAAAAGACACAACGUCGCAUUCAACCGGGAAACUUUCUGAAUAUUUCUGGAAGAGGAUGCUUGCCGGGUUUGUGAACCGCGAGAUCGGUGGAUGUUUAUCCGGAGGGAGGUGUUAGCAGAAGACGCUCCCGGGCGCCGGGAGGAGUUUGCGCCGGCGGCGGCGGCCCCGCGGCCGCGGAGCUCUCGGAGAAAAUGAGUUUCGGGGUGAGCUGCUGAGUCAGAGGUGGACCUGUGGAGAGAAGAUCAGCAGCUGCGAGGGAGCCGCCGGCCUGCGCGGCACGCGCAUCAAGAUGAGUUUAGAAAAUGAUGAUAAGAGAGCACGCACGCGAUCCAAGUCUAUCCGAGUGCCCACGGAGCUCAUCGGCCAGGAGGUGAGCUGUCCAACCCCAGGCUGCAAUGGCUCGGGACACAUCCGUGGGAAGUAUGCGAGACACAGAAGUUUACAAAGCUGCCCUCUAGCCAAGAAGAGGAAACUUCAGGAUGCUGAGGCCGAACAUCUGGUGUCCAAGAGGAAAUCCCAUCCACUCAAACUGGCCUUGGAUGAAGGCUACAACGUCGACAGCGACGGCAGUGAGGAGGCCGAGGCCAAGGAGGAGUCGGGCUCCGAUGAGUCGGAGGGGAUGCUGGAGGAGGACGAGGCAGAGGCGAUGGAGCAGGAGGAGACCCGCAGCCCCGAGGCAGCAGAAGAGAGAAGCCCAGCAAAAUCAACCCACUAUGGACAAAACACAGCAACAAGUACAUCUGGGCCCAGCAAGGCCAACUACAGCAGCUACCAAGAAAUAAUCGCCAACUCUCUCCUAAACUUAGGCCAAAUAGCAGAGGAAACCCUCGCCAUUGAAGGGCAGCUGCCCGAAGCAGAGCUGCAGGGCUCCAAGCCGGCAUCCAAUGUCGUGCAUUUGGUCCAUGAGGAUGCAGGAGAGGAGUUGGUGGAGGAGGAGUGUGACAAGGAGAUCAUCAUCCAGACGGAGGACGCGGAGGAGGUCAUCGAGGUCACCAGCGAGCGCAGCAGCGAGUUGUGUCCAGAGCCCCGGGACGAGACGAACGGAGAGGAGUCCUGCAAACUGGAAAAGGCUGAAGCGGAAGAAGAGGAUGAGGAGGAUGAUGAGGAGGAGGAUGAUGAGGAGGAGGAAGAGGAGGAAGAGGAUGAGGAGGAGGAGGAGGAAGAGGAAGAAGAGGAGGAGGACGAGGAGGAGGAGAUGGCUCCUGAAGUGAUCUGCGAGGAAGCUCCUCACACUUCUCAGGACCCCCAGAAAAGCCACUGUGAGGGGCAGUUCAGCCCCAAGCCCGAGUACUCGGUCAUCGUGGAGGUCCGGUCGGAUGACGACAAGGACGACGACGCCCGCUCCCAGAAAUCAGCCGUGACUGAUGAGUCGGAGAUGUACGACAUGAUGACCAGGGGCAACCUGGGGCUGCUGGAACAAGCCAUUGCCCUGAAAGCCGAGCAGGUGAAAAUCGUGCGGGAGCCCAGCCGGCUGCCAGGAGAGCACGUGAAGCACUUCCAGGUGGAGGACAAACAGAACAAACCGCUGGACAGCAUCCGGAAGAGCUACUACGGCAAAGAUCCUUCAAGACCCGAGAAGCGAGAAAUCAAAUGUCCAACUCCUGGCUGCGAUGGGACUGGACACGUCACGGGACUUUACCCCCACCAUCGCAGCCUCUCUGGUUGUCCGCACAAAGACAGGAUCCCCCCCGAGAUCCUGGCGAUGCACGAGAACGUGUUGAAGUGCCCCACGCCCGGGUGCACAGGACAGGGUCAUGUCAACAGCAACCGCAACACGCACAGGAGUUUAUCUGGGUGCCCCAUUGCUGCUGCUGAGAAAUUAGCCAAAUCACAUGAAAAGCAACAAACCCAGUCUGGUGAUCCUGCAAAGACCAGCUCCAAUUCUGACCGGAUACUCAGGCCUAUGUGCUUUGUGAAGCAACUGGAGAUCCCUCAGUAUGGAAGCUACAGGCCCAACAUGGUCCCAGCAACCCCCCGGGCCAACUUGGCCAAGGAGCUGGAGAAGUACUCCAAGGUCACCUUCGAUUAUGCAAGUUUUGAUGCUCAGGUUUUUGGCAAACGCAUGCUUGCCCCAAAGAUUCAGACUAGCGAAACCUCACCUAAAGCCUUUAAAUCCAAACCUUUUCCAAAGGCCUCUUCCCCCAGCCACAGCCCCUCCAGCAGUUACGUGAAGAGCACUUCAUCUUCCUCCACAGGCUUCGACUACUCCCACGACGCUGAGGCUGCGCACAUGGCGGCCACCGCCAUCCUCAACCUCUCCACCCGCUGCUGGGAGAUGCCCGAGAAUCUCAGCACCAAGCAGCAAGAGGCCCCUGGCAAGUCCAUGGACAUUGAAGUGGAUGAAAAUGGAACUCUGGACUUGAGUAUGAACAAACACCGCAAACGGGAGAGCACCUUCCCCAGCAGCAGCAGCUGCAGCAGUAGUCCCAGCAUGAAGUCCCCAGACGUGUCCCAGCGCCAAAACAGCACCAGUGCCACGAGCAGCACCAUGACCUCCCCCCAGUCCAGCCAGACCUCCCGCCAGGAUGAAUGGGAUGGGCCCAUUGACUACACUAAACCAAACCGCCAGCGGGAAGAGGAGCCAGAGGAGUCAGAGCCUGCUGCCCACUCUUUUGCCUCCUCGGAAGCUGAUGAGCAAGAAGCGUCAGAGGAGAACUUUGAAGAGAGAAAAUACCCAGGUGAAGUUACUUUAACCAACUUCAAGCUGAAAUUCCUCUCCAAGGACAUCAAGAAAGAGCUGCUCACUUGCCCAACCCCAGGCUGUGAUGGCAGUGGACACAUAACGGGGAACUAUGCCUCUCACCGCAGCCUUUCUGGUUGUCCUCUUGCUGACAAGAGCCUCAGAAACCUCAUGGCUGCCCACUCUGCUGACCUCAAGUGCCCUACUCCUGGUUGUGAUGGCUCUGGUCACAUAACAGGAAAUUAUGCAUCACAUAGAAGUCUGUCAGGCUGCCCUCGUGCCAAGAAAAGUGGGAUCAAGAUCACCCCGACAAAGGAUGAUAAAGAGGACCCAGAGCUGAUGAAGUGUCCUGUUCCGGGCUGUGUCGGGCUGGGACACAUCAGUGGCAAGUACGCGUCUCACCGGAGCGCCUCCGGGUGCCCGCUGGCAGCCCGCAGGCAGAAGGAAGGAUCGCUCAACGGCUCCUCCUUCUCCUGGAAGUCCUUGAAGAACGAAGGCCCAACCUGCCCCACCCCAGGCUGUGACGGUUCUGGCCACGCCAACGGGAGCUUCCUCACUCACAGAAGUUUGUCAGGGUGUCCAAGAGCUACUUUUGCUGGGAAGAAAGGAAAACUCUCAGGGGAUGAAAUUCUCAACACAAAGUUCAAGACUAGUGAUGUUCUGGAGAACGAUGAGGAAAUCAAGCAGCUGAACAAGGAGAUCAGUGAGCUGAACGAGUCCAACUCAGAGAUGGAAGCAGCCAUGGUGAAACUGCAGUCCCAGAUCUCCACCAUGGAGAAGAACCUGAAGAACAUUGAGGAGGAAAACAAAAUCAUAGAGGAGCAAAACGAAGCCCUGUUCCUGGAGCUCUCAGGGUUGAGCCAGGCUCUCAUCCAAAGUCUUGCCAACAUCCGCCUUCCACACAUGGACCCAAUUAGUGAGCAGAACUUUGAUGCCUAUGUGAAUACACUGACAGACAUGUACACCAACCAGGAGUGCUACCAGAACCCGGAGAACAAGGACCUGCUGGAGAGCAUCAAGCAAGCUGUCAAGGGCAUCCAGGUGUAGUGCCAUGGGAUGGAGAGCAGCAAGCAAACAGACUGUAAGAUGGAACUUCCCCUCCAAGUAUUCAGGUUUACAAGUUAGAAAACUUGUUUAAUGAAUGAAAAAAAAAAGAAAGAAAAAAGGACCAAAAUGUAACCAAGAGGCCAUUUCUGAGACAUGGAACUGAUCAAACUCAAUGUUCUCGUUUACUUAACUUUGGACCUUCUUGAGAAAUGUGGGAUUUUUUUCCACCUUGACCACGAGGUAGAUCAGGAUGGAAGAUUAAAUUCUCCAGUAGGCUGUGGGGCUUGGUAGCAGGUGAAGAGCAAGCACCUUCCAUGAGUUGCUUGUUCUUGCAGAAUAGAUCCAAGGGUUAAAACGUUACAAGAACAGGGUCUUGUCUGAUCCGAGACUAGUGUAUGACUGGCUUAAACCCUCAUGUUGUCUAUGGUCGUAUGUCCAGAUCACCUACUCACACAUGAGUUAUGUUCUGUGUUGCUACAAGUGCUGGAGCUGCAAGCUACCUGUAAAUCUGAACCUAUGCUGGGCCUCCCAAUCCCAAAGUGUUCAGAUAUCCACUGGGCAUGGGAACUCUGAAGUAUUAUAAAGUAGCUUAUUUUUAUUUUCUGAAAGAAAUCUGAAGAGCAGUUCUGGAUCUCCAGUGGAAAGCGCAAUGGAAAAAAGGUUCUCAGGGAAGCUUUUGGAGUUUGCAACUACAGUAUUCCUUUGUCUGUCUUAAAUAUGAGAGUAGCUAUUAUGAAUAGGCCAAUUCCAGAUAUUUCAAACAGAAGAAUUUCUUUAAUGUGUCAUGGUCCGGUGUAUAUGAUUUUUUGGAAAUCUGUUUGAUGACAGUUCUGGUUCUUUUCAUUAUUGUGAUCAUCCCUACAGUGGCGCAGUACUGCCAGUCCAGAGAUCAUACAUCAAUGCCAGAGAAUGGUUGAGAUUGAGAUGAACAAAACAAAACAAAUCAAAUCAAAAAAUAAGCAAAAAUCAACAAAAAUAGAGAUGUUAAUUUAUGGCCAGAAAAGUGCUUAAGUAGCGUGAACCAGGAGUUGAUUUCUUACACAUAUCCACAGGGCAAUGAGGAUGGUUUGGUUUGAUGUUCUAGGAUUUGCACGAAAUCACAGCGCCAGCACCAUUCUGCCACAAAAAAAAGGGAAAAAAGGAAAAAUAAAAGAGGAUUCAGGUAUUGGGAAUUCUUCCAAAGAAGUAGUUGUAAGCAGCUGGGUACACGCAGCCCUCUGUGCAUUUAGAGAACAACUCUAUGAAUGUCUUUGGGGCGCCGCUCUGCAGCGCUGCUCCAUGGCCAGGGCCGGCUGUCACCCCAUGGGCUGCUCCCCACCUUUGCUGCCAUCUGGAGCUCACUUCCUUCUCCAAACACUUCAGUGGGGCAGAACCUCCCAAGGGGCCCCAGCGUGGGGGCACCCCAUAUCCCACAUCCCAUAUCCCGCAUCACGCCCGGCCAUGGGGCAGGCAGAGCUGCAGAGGAUCUUGUUGACCCCAACAAAAGGCAAGAGUGUGGUGUCAUUUCAAGCCAAAUCCUGCGGAUAUUUAGGGUAUAAUUCUCGAUUUGGGGAAGUCAGUGGAAAGUCCCAGUGGCUACCAUGGCCACUGGAUCUGGCCUGGAAGCCCAUGAGUGGCUUGAUUGGAGUUGUUCCCUGUGUUAAAUUCCAUAGGGCAGUAGGCCUGGGUGGGCUUGCUCCCAUACUUAAGUGUUUUCAGGAUCAGACUCCAGGAGUUCACUUAUUUUAGAACCCAUUCCAAGUGCAAAAAUGCAAAAAAAAAAAAAAAAGGGAAAAAAAGUAUAAAAUUUGAGGUGUUAAAAACACAACAUUCUUAACAUGUAAAUAGAGUCCAAAUUGAUUGUGACUGCAAUUCAGUUAGUAUUUAAAAGUAGAGAAAUUGCACUUACUGGAAGAAAGAGAAGAAAAAAAAAAGUAGUUAGUUUAAUUAUGCUGUAAAUUAUUUAAUUUUGGCAAGAUGUAUGUAAUUUAUAUUUACAACACCUUAUGUUAACUUUUUGCUAUUUAUUUAACUUUUUUAUUUAUUAAUUUUAUACUUAUUUUAAACUGGACACUGCACCAUAGAAAUGAAGAUAAAAGAAGCAAAAAAAAAGUUAAAAAUUAAAACUUUUGACCGUAAAAAAAUAAUAUUCCAAAAAAAAAGAAAAAAAAAUAAAAACCCCUAUCUACAACUCCUACUUGUAAUUUUGAUGCAACCAAGUUAUUUUUUAUAUAUUUUGUUAUUUAUUCUUUUAAUGAUGGGAAUUUUUUUAAAGAUAUUUUAUAACUGAGACAUUUUGAUAAUUUUUUGGUUUGUUUUUUUGUGGGAGCAGGGGCACUGGGGGGAAGAGAGACUUUUUCAGUUUUUCUUUUUUUUUCAUUCAUAUUGUUUCAGGCACUGAUAACAGGAAAUGAAAAUUCUGUAUUUAUUAUUUAUUUAAUAUUUAAGUCGGGAAAAAAAUGAACUGUGCUCUUGUUGUAUAUUUAUUUUGUUGUUUGUGUGUUGGUUACGUGAUGACUGAGUACUUGUUUAUGUGAAGGAAUACUGUUAAUAUUUAAAUAAUAAAGAGUCACAUUGAAAGUUAUAGCAGGCUACAUGUUAUUCUGUGAAAACGAAUACUGUGAUCUACUUUCCUCAGGAAAUGUAUUUUGCAGACAGAACUUCCUUAUGUACUGGCAGGGUUAUUUCAUAAUAAAACCCAGUUCUGUUUGUGA